CUGUCUGUAAGCGUAAGACAGCUGAAGACUUUCAGGAGAACACAGAAUAUACAAGACCGUACGGUUGGACGCAUUACCAGUCUUCGAUCAAUUUAAAAGAAAACAUGGCCGAUAGCAAAGAGAUUGUCAUCAGUGGAUCCACAUUGAGUCCAGACUUCAUCCAGGAGCUUCUUCCAGCUGUGGAGCAAACGGCUCUCCACUAUCAUCUGUCAUUCUUGUGUCUGGGAGGCUUCCCACAGCUGGAGCGUAUGAUCAGAGACCAAGCUCUUAAAACACAAAUGCUGUUCGGAUCCUCUGAGGCUGUUCUGCUGAAGUGUGCCGGCACGAGUUCCAACCUGGUCACCUCGCUGUUCCCAAUACUGAUAAAAGCUGUUGAGAAGAACAAACCCAAACUGGCUGUGAUCUACCUGGAGAAAGCCAAAACAUGGAUCGAGGACAUCAUCAGUGCCGUGGAUGACAUGGUGAAGAGGUAUGAACAACAAACCAAAAGUGUGAAAACAUGCACCAGUGAUGUGUAUGAAGAACAGAACCAGACUGAAGGAAAACUAAAGGAACACACUGUCGAGAUGAAGGCUCUGGAGGAUGCUCUGGCCAAGCUUGAACUGGAGCUGAACAAAAAUGUCAAUGAUAUUGAGGAAAUUCAGGAAGAAAUUGAAAAAAGCACCCAAGAGCUGCAGGAUCUGAUCAUAAAAAGUGCAAAAAGUCAUUCUUAUUUACAGGUCUUGUUCGGAUAUAAUCGAAAGUAUAACAAUGCUGCUAUUCGUGCUAAACAAGCUGAACUGACCCCUCUUGUCCACGAAAUGGACAGUCUGCGAAAACAAGGGUGGGACAUCAAAAACAAGCAGAUUGAUCUUCAGAUGAAGUUGGCCAUUUGCAAUAUACAACAGGGUGAGAUUCCCAGUCCUGUCCACCUGACGGAAGUCCAGAGGUGUCUUGAUCAAAUCCGAAAAAUUCUGGUUGAUCUUAAAAAUUUCUGGGAGAAAGUGUCUUUUACGCUGGAGACACUGAAAGACAAGACCUUUGCUGGAGAUAAACUGAUUGAAGACCUGAAAGACAUGAAGGAGGAGUUUCUGAACUCCAUUGAAGACGCAAAACAGUACUGGCAGACAUUUGGUGCAGGCUGUCAGAGGGCACAGAACAUCUUCAGCAUGCAGUCUAGGGACGCAUAUAAAUUCCUGGAGAUCAAUCCGUCUUCACUCUCACAGGAUGAAAGGAAUAAGCAGUACACGUCUAUCAUGGAGAAGCUGAAGAAGAUCAAUCCUCAGGGCUUGUGCAAAGCCGCCAUCACUGAGUGACAGACAGAGAUCUGAUGCUUCCUUUCACACUUUAAAUGCUCUUUAUAAGGCAUACACAUAUUAAUGCAUUUAAUGCAGCUUAUAUUGUCAUUUUUGUAAUACUUUGUAAUCUUUACAACUGUUCUUGCACAUGUUCAAUUACAGUUAUACAUAUAUA
Messenger RNA from Megalobrama amblycephala (Wuchang bream), 1452 nucleotides. RefSeq lists its product as uncharacterized. Lineage: Eukaryota; Metazoa; Chordata; Actinopteri; Cypriniformes; Xenocyprididae. The transcript has 7 exons. The record is from RefSeq and is a predicted model, not a curated record. The coding region runs from base 105 to 1295 and encodes 396 amino acids.